AUGAAACUCACAUCUUUGGUGUCAAGCUUGACUGCCUUGGCCUCUAUCUGCAGUGCCGCCGCGACUACCAAAGCGGUUCCAGCCUCCGUUACUUUCGACAACAACAGACGCUUUCUUUUCGACACCGAUGGCAGACAAAUCGAUGCCUACGGAGCCAAAAUCAACAAUUUCAACGGCAAAUACUAUCUCUACGGGAACUCGUUUUCGGAGACUGGAGUUGCGUAUGGCAUCAAAAGCUACUCGAGUGUGGAUCUCGUGAGCUGGCAAUACGAAGGCUUCCUCUUCGACCCUUCUGGCAAGAAUAACCCUUGCGCUGGUUCUGGAGGUUGUGGUCGUCCUCAUAUUGUGUUUAACGCAAACACCAAGACUUAUGUCUUGUGGGCUAAUGCUGGGGCUCCUGGAUAUGCUGUUGCGACUUCGAAGGCGCCGACUGGUCCUUUUGUGUUUGAAGCACACAGAGCACUUAUUGAUCCCGCUUUUGAUAAUCUCAAUCCUGCGGAUUUCUCGGUGGAGGUCAUAAAUGGAGAGGGCUUUAUCGUUUUCUCGGCUCUUAACUUUAGAGAUCCUAGGGCUGGUGAUGUUUGGCCUCCGAUUUUCCAGAAUAUGCAUGUGAGCAAGUUGACUGCGGACUUUAUGAAUACUACGAGACAAAGUUGGCCAGUUGUGUCUUCUGCAAACGACCUUAUCGACAAUGAAGCUGAAAGUCCAGAGAUCUUCAAGGUUGGAAGUACUUACUAUGUUGCUGCUUCCAAUACUUGUGGGUAUUGUAAUGGAAGUAUUGCAUUACUUUAUCGCUCCAACUCGAUACAAGGACCCUGGACACGUCAGAUCUUGGAAGGGUAUUCGUGUAAUGGACAGCUUGAGGGAGUUUUGCCUUUGACUAACCCUACGACUGGAAAUGUUACUAAUAUCUGGCAUUCGACUACCGUCCCAGGAGGUCCGAGGACGGGGUUUAGUGGGCAUACCUUCCAGCCUUUGAUUUUCAAUACCGAUGGCAGUGCGAAGAAUCUCGAUUGUUCGAGUACUGCGACUUUUCCUGUGGAGUUUACGAAAGGGAAUGGAAGUGUUGCAGCAGGAAAUGCGACUAAAGCGGGAGAUGCCACGCCUGCCCUCGCGGUAUACUCCCCCGUCUGCGAUUCCGACAGUUUCAUACUGUAUCAAACCUGGACAGCUUCCAAAAGUGGCACGAUCAAAAGUGUAUCGGUUAAUGUGGCGAGAGGAGUCCAAACCGUACCUCUCUCCCUCACCGUUUUCAAACUUUCUUCCAUCAACGACCUCUUCACACCCGAGUAUAAAUGGACACCCCUUGGCUCUAGCUCCUGUUUCGCCAAUCAAACCUCCUACACCUUCGACACCGUCACCGUACCUCUUAUCAAUGCCACUGUUUCUCAAGGCGAGCUUCUGGGAUUCAGACUUCAAGGGGCGGAUUAUUCGCCUUGGUGUCAUUUGGAGUUUGAUACGAAGGAGGAAGCGUGUGCAGGAAACUUCAGACUUUUUCAACAGGGGCAGGGACAGUAUUCUUGGAGGGGGUUGCAGGGGAAGAAUUCGCCGGUUUAUGAGAGACAAGGCAAGAGUGUUAAGUUUUUCGCGACGUAUGCUUGA
Molecule: messenger RNA, 1602 nt
Organism: Aureobasidium melanogenum CBS 110374
Lineage: Eukaryota; Fungi; Ascomycota; Dothideomycetes; Dothideales; Saccotheciaceae
Product: Arabinanase/levansucrase/invertase
Exons: 1
Coding region: 1-1602 (533 amino acids)
Biological process (GO): carbohydrate metabolic process
Molecular function (GO): hydrolase activity, hydrolyzing O-glycosyl compounds
Source: RefSeq, a predicted model, not a curated record